Molecule: messenger RNA, 1533 nt
Organism: Ilex paraguariensis (yerba mate)
Lineage: Eukaryota; Viridiplantae; Streptophyta; Magnoliopsida; Aquifoliales; Aquifoliaceae
Source: the annotation of a GenBank genome assembly
AUGGAGGGAAGAGACAGAUUGAUGAGAGAGAAAAGGGUUUACGAAGCAUCAUUGAGUGGAAAUGUAGAGUCCUUGAACGAGUUAAUGCAAGAAGAUAGACUCACUCUUGCCAGAGCUUCUGUCGUCACUUGCUUCAAUGAGACACCCUUGCACAUAGCCUCCAUGCUCGGACAUGUCGACUUUGCAAAAGCUCUCCUGCAUUAUAAGCCAGACCUGGUCAGAGAAAUCGAUUCGCAAGGUUGUUCACCUCUUCAUGUUUCUUCUGCAAAUGGGUUUGUUGAGAUCGUGAAAGUUUUGUUAAUGGUGGACUCCGAUGUCUGUCUUCUUCGCGACGAAGAUCGGAGGACUCCUCUUCAUCUGGCGGUGAUGAAAGGUCGAAUUGAGGUUGUUAAAGAGUUGAUUCAGGCACGACCGGAGGUGAUUUGGUACGGCUUGGAAGGGGGCGAGACCAUUUUACACUUGUGCGUGACAUAUAAUCGUUUCGAAGCUCUGAAGCUGUUGGUGGAGUUGUGUGGAAAUGAUGAUCUUGUAAAUGUCAAAGAUGACAAUGGCAACACCAUUUUGCAUACAGCUACGGCACAAAAGCAAUUGGAGACUAUCAAAUUUUUGCUCAGUGGAUCAUCUAGGUCAAGAGUGAAUGAAGUGAAUGGCUAUGGUUUCACAGCAUUGGAUAUCAUAAAACAUAUGUCUAGAGACUUAAAAGCAAUGGAAAUCCAUGAACUGCUUGUCAAAGCUGGAGCUUUAGGAGCUAGAAACAUACCUGCAUUCGCACAUACUAACACCCCCCACCAGCUCACCAGAGAAGAUGUUCAGAAUGAGCUAUCCCAAGCAGAAGAGCCCCGUGAGGCAGUAGACGACGCACGACAACCACUUUCAAAAUCCAACAGCAUUCUUCAAAUCGUAUAUCGCAACAUCACGCGGGUAAUAAGUGAUUUUCACACGAAAUUUCAUGCUGGUACGAGGACCACCCUCAAAACCGAUUCGUUAAUGUUAGUGGCGACUGUGAUAGCGGCCAUGGCUUACCAAGCUGCGGUGAACCCACCUGGUGGCGUUUGGCAAGAAGAUAAAUUAGAUCCUCAAAACAAUGAGAAAGUACUUGCUUCUGCAGGAACAUCCAUUAUGGCUUUUGUGAAUCAAUCUGGCUUAUAUACUGAGUUCUGGGACUUCAACACACUGUCUUUUCUUGCUUCUCUAAGUAUGCUUCUUUUGCUGGUCAGUGGAAUACCUCUGGAAGGAAGGUUUGUCUCGUGGGUUCUAUUGGCUGCAAUGUACACGGCAUUGGUUUGUAUGACACAAGCUUAUUUGAUCUCAAUGGAAGUCAUUUCACCAUUGGAUGAGUGGAGGACUAUGAAGAAUAGGGUUCGGAGAUGGAUUUAUGUUUGGGAGGGAGUGAUGGCUGUUGUCUACGUAGUGCACACUUUCAACUUUAUCAGGUGGGUCGUCAAGAAGGGGAGAAAAUUCGUAAAGAAAAGGGCAAGAAGAACUAUGAAUGAAGGCGAGGGUCAAGAGCCUCAAGACCAAAACAACGUCUGA